AUACUUUUUGUAACACAAGGUCCUAAGUGCUAUCCUUUGGUAUGAAGAAAGUGCUAUAGAUGGGCAGGAGUGUAACCAGUCUUACAGAUGUCUAAGAAAAUUUGCAUUGCUACCAAGGAAACAACAGAAGACUGUCAUAGAUGCCACCCAUCUCAAGUCUUCAAUCUUUUAUCUUUCUAUAUAUGCUACGUAAAGCCUCUGUCCUUUGCAACAACUCUUAAAUCACUCUUCUUUUGCAGGAGCUUAUCAUAUACUCUCCAAAGGAACCCUAUUACUUUUUUUAAUUUAAAAAAUUUUAAUGUUUGUUUAUUUUUGAGGGGGGAGGGGCAGAGAGAGAGGGAGACAGAGAAUCUGAAGCAGGCUCCAGGCUCUGGCUGUCAGCACAGUCUGACAUGGGUGGGGCUCAACACAACAAUCCUCGAGAUCAUGACCUGAGCUGAAGUCUGAUGUUCAACUGAUUGAGCCACCCAGGUGCUUCAGGAGCCCUAUUUCUUAAUCUGAGUCCUUCACAUGAGAAGCCAGAAGCUUCCAAUACUUCCCACUUAAAAAUUUACCUACAACCCCAACUAUCCACAACCCCCUCACCUUCCUCCUCUUCAGAAUUGCAUCCCUUCACCUGUUAGUUUUCAUUUCUGGCUCCACACCCACUCAUCUCCCUAAGGACUUUCCCUAACUGAUUAUCAGCCUCCUACAUCCUUUAUGCCAUUCACAUAGGGUUUUUUGUAAUACUUUUAAAAAUGCUUAAAUAUUAGCCAAUGUUUAAAAAAUCAUUCAUCUCUUCCCUAGCAUCCUAAAAUAAUCUAAAUGCAUUUCUUCACCUCCCAUUCACUUCUUAAAUCUCUGCCGCCUGGCCUCUACCUCUUCUUCAUUAUAAUAGUUCUUGCCAAGCCCUAAUAAUCCCAUGUGAAAAACUGGAUGUGCACGGUUUUCUCUGUAUCUUGACUACUCUAUAGUUCCUCAGCCAGUAGGCAGCUCCUUUCUUGCUCUUGUCCCUUGGCCUCUGCGAUAGCUCCUGAUUCUGAAUUUCCUCUUACUGCUUUGUCCACCGCACUUCAUCUUUCUUUCUUUACUGAAAUCUAUUCCUUGACUCACAAUAAGUAUCAGUGUUCCUCAGAACUUCAUAACCAGCACUGCCCACCUUCCUCCCAAUGCCCCAGGUCCAGCAUUCUCCUUAAUCCACAGUUUUAACAUCUACACACUUUUUGUUUAACCAAGCCCCAACUUUCUCAACUGCAGACCUGGAAAGCCAACACUCUGCUGUGCACCUCCACUUGAAUGCACUAUACUUAAUUUAAAAUUUGGACAACAUGUCCAAAAGCCUAUUUACCCUCUUCCUAUCCCCCUCCCAAAUACUCACCAUCCAAAGUAUUUUCUAUUACCUAUUCAUCAACAAGACCUGGACCUAGUAAGAAUCAUGCUAGAUUUCUCCCUCUCUUUAGCCAUGAAAAAUUCUUGAUAGGCUCAACCUAUUAUUUAAUGGUUCCUCAAUCCAAUGUCUGUUGUAUGAAUUAGACAUUUAUCAUCUUUCUUUUGAGAUACUGCCGUAACCUCUUGACUAGCUCCUUACCUCCAGCCUCAGUGUUUUCCCAUCUUAGCCUCAAUGUAUUUUCCACAGUUCCCAAAAUAACUGUUCUAAAUGCAAAUGUGCACUCUUUUGCCUAAUACACUUUAACAACACCCCCCGCCCCCUUCAAGCUAAAUUCUAAGUGCGUUAUCAUCGAAUGCAAACUAGAUCCUUCAAGAUCCUGUCCAGCCCCACCUCUUGUACUCCCUCAUUUCCAAACUAAGCUCCAAUCAUAAUGACCUCUUACAAUUCCAUGAAUCUGCAAAUGCCCUCUCAUCUCCAUACCUCUGCACAUGCUGGCAAACGUGUACAGGUAAGAGUACACAAUCUGGAGUCAGACCUUGGCUCAAGACUUAGCACUUUAUACUUGUAUAACCUUUGUCACGUUUUUUAACCUCUGUACCUCAGUCUCCUCAUCCAGAAAAUGUGUAGUGACAGUGUAUACAUCAUAGAGAUUUUAAGACUUAAUGAGAUAAUAAAUAUUACGUUCUUAGUGCAGUGCUUUUGCAUACAUAGGAAAUGUUCAAUAAAUGGCAGCUAUAGUCUGCUACUUUUGGUUCUUCCUACUAAAACACAAUGGAGAUGUUCAGUCCUGUCCUCCCCUCCUUCCCUACCACUACUCAGUCGUAUUCAUCCCCUCCUUAUUGCUCAUACUGCCCCCUGUUCAAGUUUUGUCACUGCACUCAACUACUGAAUCCUGCAAUUACUGUUUUCCUUAACCGAAAUCUCCAUUAGUCUCAGAAGGCAGAGAAACAAUGACAGUGUCUUCAUUUGGUAUCCUAUGUAUGGAUCCAGGGUCCAACAAAUACAAAGCAAUACAUUCCCUAUGAAUGUAAAAAAAUGUAAAGUAUGAAUUCCAAGAAAUCAAAAUCUAAACACUGUAGCAAAAAGGAUUCACUCUUCUUUCAUAUGUCCAGUGAAUCUUCCACUGCUUCUCACUUCAAUAGACCUCAUUAUGGAAUUGAGAAGCAACAUAGUUUAGUGGACAAUCUGGAACAAGUCAGUUGCAAACUGCAUGGAAGAGUUUCUUAAGAAUUACAUGAAUGUAAUGAUCUUCCUAGAGGAUGGUAUUUAAGCUAGGUCUUGAAGGAGAAGUAGGAAUGGUAUAGAAAAGGAAGGGCUUUCCAGGCAGAGUAUGUAACAUGCACAGAGGAAUAAGGAAAGUGGGUAACAGGAGGCAGAAGAUUAUUCAAGUGAACACUAGGAACAAGGGAUGGUAAAGAAAUACUGUAAAGGCUUCCCUGCAUGUCACUCUGAGCAGCUGGGACUGGAUAAUAUAAGCAACAGCAAAACACUCAGGUUUACUUGCAUUAAAAAAACAGUACAGUAGUAUGAAGGGUAAACUGAGGGCAGGAAGGGAGAUAGGAAAGGAAGGCCCACUAAGAGAUCACCACUACAAUAGUCCAGGUAAUUGACACCUGGAGAGAAAGCCAAACAUUACAGUAAAAAUCUAAUAUAAUCAACAUAUGUCGGAUGUGGGAAACAAGGGGAAAGAGGAAAGAAUUAAAGUUAUUUACUAAGAGUAUGUAUAACUCAUUAGAUUGUGGAUUUUAUUGAGAAAAGAGUUUUGGACAUUUACAGGGGAAUAUUCUUUCAAUAUUUAAUAGGCUAGGUAUUAAAGUACCUGCAGUACAAUGAAAUGAGGAUGUCCAAUAGUUCCCAGGUCAUAUGGAUCUGGAUUUAAGAAGAAAGGUCAGAACUAUUAAUACCUGGGAAUCACCAAGAUAACAGCUGGUAAGUGAAAAUUGUGAGCAUAAUCAAGAUUGCCCAGAGAGUACUUGCAAAGCAAACAGCAGGAAGAAGAGAAUAAAAUGUUGGAGAACACCAAGAUUUAUGGAAAAAUCAUUAAAGAGGAACAAAUCAAGGAAGUGAGAAAAAGAAGUGAGAGCAGCAAAGAAUACCACUGCAGACCACCAAAGAAGGGUCUUUAUAUGAACAAAAUAGUUCUUAAAUGGUAUGAGUAAAGACAGCCUCUAGAUUAAAAACUACAUUAUUAGCUUCUUUAUCUACACCAAUAUCAGCAGACUAGUGGGAGCAAACAUCAUGCACUGGGAAGUGAAUGGGUGGGAAGAAGGAAGAAGCAGUUAUUUUUUUCAAUAGAUUUGGCAGUGUAAGAAAGCAGACAGAGAAAGCAACAGAAAGAGUCUGGAAAAGGGGACAAGGGCAAGGUUUUUUGGUUUUUCUUCUUUGUUUGUAAUAGGGGGUAAAACUUAAGCAUGUGUGUAAGAAGCCAAUGGAGAAGGAGAGAUCUAAGAUGAAAGAUCUAAGACCAAAAGGGGUAAAACUUGAGCAUGUGUGGAAGAAGCCAAUGGAAAGGUAGAGAUCUAAGAUGAAAGAAUUAAGCUGUCUGGGCAAGUCUCCAAGAUGGUGGAAGUGAAAGAGCUGUAGACAGGUGAACCUUUCCUUGGAAAGGUGAAUGGGUAUACUUCUGAAACUGGGGAAGGGAGGAGAAUGAGAUGAAGGCCGCUUAAGAUAUUGCAGAUAAGUUUAGUAAUGGUGGGAGGGAAGCUGAGCGAGUCCACACCACACAUCACUAUUUUUUGCAGUAGAGUAGGAAGUUAAUUAUCUGCUUGAAAUGGAUGUUCAGGAAUGGGGUAAGAAGCCUAACAGUCACUAAGGUAAAUGAAGCAAAGCUCAAGAGUAAAGAUAACAGCUCAAAGUGAAUCCUACCAGUUUUUGCCAUUAGAUCAAGCCCUUGGUAUGAAGACCUGGAGUCUCAAACUGAAUCGGGUUAGAAUUAGGGUCAAAAAGGAGGAUCUAGACAGCUCUCUCCCCAACAGAGACCAAAAAAGCCCUGGAGGAAAGUAGGGGUGUCCACAAGGUGUUCAGUAAUCCCCCACUAGAUUUAAAGUGGCCUUAUGAGGACAGAAGUGGUCAACCUAGAAUUGCAAGGGAGAGAAAGUUUCAAGUUAGUAACAUCCAGAAUUAUGGGCUUCUCAAGCAUUUAAAAUACAUUAAAUGUCACCAGGAGAUAAAAACAAACAAAAUUUCCUAUCCUUUAUAUACUACAUUUUAAGUUACUGAGAAGCAAAAGAUCUGAAAUUUAUCUGUUAUACACAAGAGGGCCUUACAAAGUGCUUAGAGCAUAGCACGGGCUCAUAUUUGCUCAAAAUGGAAAAAGGAGUUUUGACAGACCUUGCAGUUGCCAAAUGCCUUACCUUACCUUUUAACUGUAAGUGUGACAUGUAUCCAAAUAUGCACUUUUAUUCUCUUAAUCUCAAACUCUGGGGUUGACCAGAUUCUGAGUCUUAUAUAACUGUUCCACAGAUAGCAAAUGUAAUAUUCAGAGUUUAGAACUCAUAAUUCCCAUUUCAACUCUACGUAACUACAAGGAAAAGUCCUUAGUCUAGGUAUAUCGGGAUCAAAUUUCUUGGGUGCUCUAUGUACUUUAGUACUACAUGAGUUUAACGAAAUCAAUCCUACACUAUUAUUUUUGCUCUUUUGUCAUGCAACUACUAUCUGCACUAGGACACAAAGUAAAAGUAGCUUUAUGACAACCCAAGAGUGCACUAUAUUAGUCUGAGUGAGACACAAAAUAUAAAAAUAUAGAGAUUUUUAUCUUAUAUAAAAAGGUAACAGCAAAAACCUAUAAUAUGGCUGAAAUGGUUAUAGGAAAAUUAUAUCACAAAAAGAACAUUAAAGUAUUAAAAACAAUGCCUAUAUAGCUAUAGAUGAACUAACAUUAAGGAAUACAAACUUGGUUUUAAUAAUAUGAGUGAUUACUGUGGACUUAGAAUAUUUAUCAAACUUGGGAAAAACACCUAUUUUUCUUCUUUAGAACCUGGUCUUUCAAAUCUCCAUUAACAGCUCAGUGGCAAAGAUAAAACAUCUGCCAAAAUACAGAUGACAGCAUGAGCAAGUGUCCUAAUGGUAGGCAUUUAGUGUAAUGCUUUAACACACUGCCUCUAGACUGCUGGGGAGGCCCCAUAAAUAAGUACUUUUAAAUAGGCAUUUACUUCCUUAAAAUGGCAACUUGUGUUUAAAAGCAAUACAUUCUUUAAGAGAAAAGAAAACAUUUUCAUUUAAGCAAGACACGUUACUACCAGACGUAGAUAAUAAAAAUGUUUUUUAAUCAGUGUACCCUUGAUUUUAAAAACUCACUUUGAACAAAGAAAAAUCAUUCAACCACUGAAAAGACAGUCAAUGUCCCUGCCAUUAUUUGAGUAAAGUUUUAUUUGCCAGUUGCUGAAAACUACUGAAACUGCUGAUGUGCUUUAAAAAGAAAAAAAAAAAAAAAGUAUAAUUGGGCUUAUAGGGGAGGGGGGAGGAAAGGAGCCUAGUAAUUCAUUCUGCAUCUUGUAAACCAACAGGGGGGUGGCAGUUUGCCUGAAAGUAGAUGAAAGGAGCAUUUUAGAUAACUUCUUUUACCACAAAGGUCAACUGAAACUGUAGUGUCUUCAAAAAAAUGCCUUCGAUUAACAGUCAUCUAUAAAUGAAACUGAAAGCAAAAUCAAACUUCAGUACAAAUAAACCUAUAAAUAUGUGACUUUCUUACUCAUUUUGGAUUCUAAACUCAGUCUCUUAAAUACCCUGGUUGGUAAUUACUUGUGUUCUGAGACUGUUAACAUAUCUUCAUACAUGUCCUUUUUAAAACCACAUAUUAAACACACACAAAAUCUAUUAUAUCUUAUGACAAACACGAUCACUUCUUGUUUUAUAGUCAACAAAACUCAAAAGUAUAAUGCCUCUAUUUUUUUUCCAGGUUAUUAACUAACUACACUAAAGUACUAUAAAUUGUGAAUUCUGUGACUGUGGGGACUUGAGCAUAUUUAUAUUGUAUGUAAAUGAGUACCAAUUACAUGUGAUCUUAACUAUUAUUAAAUAUGGCCUAACAAAAAUCCUAUCUCCAAAAGUACCAUUAUAACAGUUCUUUCCAAUCUGCUUGAAAACAGGACCUCUGUUUUUAAAAUACUAUAUGACUUACACUUCUUAUUCUUCAGACUAGCUUUGAUGCCAAUGGUCUGAGUUAUUGGUAUUUUAUUACAAAUUUGUAAUUUGGUUCAACAUGAAGGCUUUCUGAUCCUACAACAGGUUUCUGAAAGCAGUAUUAUUUUAGGUAUAGUAAUAGUAAUGGCAAUAAGCCACUAAUGAUAACAAGAAAAUACUACCUGAUCUAAUAACAACUCUUUAGAUAAUAAAGAUAUCAUUAACAGCUCCAACAACCCAGGAUGUUUCAGAGACUGAGGAAAGUGGUAACCAAGGAUUUAAAGGCAUAAUGGAAGUGGCUUGAAGUCACAAACCUUUAUAAAUGACACAAGGAGGCUAAUAAUCGGUUUAAAAUCUAAUUAAUUUAGCAUUCUAGAAUUCAAUUUAACAAUUGCUUCCUACUUUUACUCAAAUUCAGUUCUGAAUCUUACAAAAAGUUCACAGAAGACUGUACAGAUGUGAAGUAUUACAGGCACCUGAGAACCACAAAAAUUCCUAUUCCUCACUUUUUACAGAGGAAGCACACGUUUAAAAAAAAAAAAAAAAAAAAGCAUUAAUGGAUUCCAAAAGCCUGGGGGGACCAAACGCCUUUGGCGUUGAAAGACACCAAAUCCCACUCUGCUGCAAAUAUGUUUGGACUCUAUAGAGGUUACGGUCUUCAUAUUUCAAACGAAAUCUGUAUUACUAUUAAGACGGUUCGCCCAAAUAAAGUAGAAAAACUUGGAACGGGCAAUAGGGCGUGGGGGUGGGUAGCGAGAGUUUCCAGGUAGCUUAUUUCUAGAGUUAAAAAAAAAAAAAAAAAAAAAGCACUCAAAAUAUUCUUCCUAUUAAAUGCUGGGUUGGAAAUGCAACUUAAUUGUGUCCUUUAUGUUUCCUUAACUCCUAUGUUCAAGUGGGAGGGCAAACAGGAGAAAUCCCAUCUUGCAGACUUCGCCAAAAUGCGCACUUCUAUCGCAAGAGGCCCGGGCCCUCCCACUCUCCCUCCUUCAUCCCCAAAUGCGUUUAAACACAGAGGAGGAAGCGGGGUGCAAAAGAGGGGGGGGGGCCAACAGUUGCCACCCCUCGCCUCCGAUCGCGCUCUUUCUCUCCACAGUUAAUAUCUGCGCGAGGUGCACGGCUCAGAACCUUCUUCGGUGUGCAUCUGGAGGUGGAGUACGGGGGGGGGGGGGCGGUGAGGGAAGGAGAGGAACUCUUCUCCCACCGAUGGGGGGAAAAGGAAGAGAAGGGAAAGGAAGUAAGGGGGCGCAGGAUUACCCGAGGGCCCUCCCACGCUCGCACCCGGAGCGUGCAGGGCCCGAGCGUCCCGCGCUCGGACCACCCUUUCCAGGGCGACGCCGAGCCAGCCGGGGCGCAGCCCACACACCCGCGGGGGCGCCGAGACACGAGUCGCCGACCCAGGAAAAAGGGGCCACUCACCGCAGCAAGCCGAGCCCAGCAGCAGCAGCACCACCAGGGGCCACAUCGCGGCCGCCGUGGGGUCGCCGCCGGCGCCGCCGCAGGUGUCUGGAGCAGCCACCGAAGCAGUCACAGGCAGGAUCUGCCGCCACCGCCGUCACAAGCAGGACCGGCCGCCGCCGUCCGUCACUGGCAGGACCCGCCGCCCAGGCUGCCUGGCCGUGCGCACGCGCGCUCCUGCCACCCCCCCCCCCCCCCCGCUCGCUCCCCUCCCACCCUCCCGCUCUCCCGCCGCGCGAUACGCGCACGCGCACUCGCCCUCGCCCCGCCGCCGGGGCUGUUGACGCGAAGCCCUUCGGCUUUGCGGGCUCGAGUCCGCCCUCCGGUCUGCUCCGACGAGGUCUGGGUCCCGCUCCCCCGCAAUGGCACGCGCCGGACUUGCGAGUCACGUCCCGCCACCCUCCACUCCCCACCCCCACGGUGUAUUCGCCAGCCGCCACAGGAGGCUGAGCGUGUGUUCCUACGUUUACCCGGGACCUCCUUGCCCCCGCCCUCUCCGCGGUUCUCUCGUGCCUCUCACACCACCCAGGGCCCCGUGCCCUCCCUGCAACGGUCCUCUUCCGCUCUCACUCCCACCGUCACGCUUCAGGAGCGCCGCCUGGCGCUGCGCUCCCCCGACCUGGGCGUCUCCGCCCACACGAGCCCCUCCUGCCGCGUCCUCGCCCGAACCUGUGCCUGCGCCCCCUAAUUGCCGCCUCGGCCCCCCCCCUCAACGCGAGCGCACUCGCGUAGGGGCGUCGCUACGCUUCCCGACAGUCUGGGAGCCCGGGGCGCCUCUCUGAGUGUUGGGCGAGGGGGCGGGCCUGUCUGCGGCUAGGUCCCGCUCGCCCUCUUGGGCGCCGCUUCGGUCCACCUGCCCCACAAGCUUUUGUUUCCGGUGCGGUUGUGGGCUCCCCUCGCGCUUUCUCGCCUUGUUCUUUAGUGUGUUUCUCCUCUGAACAGGGUUCCUCCAGCACCUUCCGUCGUGGUGGUAAACAUCUUUAGGUGUGGUUGACGCCAAGCCCCCAGGUUCAGUCAGGCACGGUUGUAAACGUUGGCUGACACACUCAAGACGUCCCUUCCCAGGAUCCUCAAUUGAGCCUGCUCCAAUAUUCUGUGAUUCCACAACUGUGAGAGAAUAAACAUCUACCCUAGUGGCUUCUGCUGUGAACGCAUUCUUUAGGGAGACCUUACACGCUGCAUUACUCCAUCUUUCCCAAAUGCAAUUGGUGAUUAUGCUGGCUAGAGAUCAGUUGCUGGGAGGAAGAAACAUCGAAAGGGAGGCAACUGGCAGCUGAAACUAGCAGGGGGAGUUGGAAGAGCAGCUUAAAUCGUGUAUGUGCCUGAGGAGGCUUUAAAGGGCUGGAGGCAAAUUCCUGUGAAUCUUAGUUUCCUGGAGGUUAUUCAUAAUGGAGGGUUGUCAGCCGACCAGGCUAAGAAUAUUCAACUCAUUUUCAGAGAAAAAGCAAAGCAUCAUCUUCAACUUAACCUCUGCUGCUCUCUCAGAAUGCCUACACUUCAGACCCACUCACCCCUGCAUUAGGUACCCCUGGCAGUGUAAGCUGAUUUGGUGGCCCCUGGAGACCCACAGGAGAUAGCCAAGGUCUUUGUCAUUAGCUUCUCCAGGCCAUUUCCUCCCUCUUCUUUCUCAUCUCUCCUCACUGGGAGGUAUGUCUUCUGUCUGCCCAAAUUCUUUCUACCCAAGAAGUGGCUCUGUGCCAGUGGGGUUGUUUGCUGCAUGGAGAGCCGGCAAACCACUUUGGGAGUGAGCUGAUAGUAAUAUAUUUAGAAUAUGAGCAUUUAUCAGAAGCAGCAGAUGGAGGCAGCAGAGUGGAGCUCCCAGAACCGAGGGCAGGGAGUGUUUCAUUCAAGUGUAAAGCGCAUGCCAUCUAGACUCGGCUGGCACCAGCUCAUGAAACCAGUGAAGAGAAGGAGGAAAACAAAGAAAGGCCACCUUUGUGCUAGGUUCGAUAGAGGUUACAGCAUUGCCUGACCAAGAAGCUUCGGUGCCUCCAAAGACUGCAUUCUCUCUGGGAUAGGAAGGAAAACCCUUCGCUGUUGCUUUCCUUAACAUUUUUUACUUCCCUAAAGCUUAAUAAAAAAAAAAAAAAAUUCUGAAGCCCA
Leopardus geoffroyi (Geoffroy's cat) is the source of this 10048-nucleotide messenger RNA. RefSeq names its product nascent polypeptide-associated complex subunit alpha, muscle-specific form-like. The transcript has 2 exons. Bases 7487 to 8395 code for a protein of 302 amino acids. Lineage: Eukaryota; Metazoa; Chordata; Mammalia; Carnivora; Felidae. The record is from RefSeq and is a predicted model, not a curated record.